GAUGACUUCAUGCGACCGGAGCUGGGCGGCGGGAGCGGCAGCUGCAGCUGGCAGGUUGGGGUGGGGGCCCGCGGAGCUGACCACGCACACGGCCCCGCGCGGCUGGACUUCUGCCCGGGGCACCGGGCGCCCGGGACGUGCGCUGACUGGUUCCUGGGGAAGUUUCCUGACUUUCUGGGAAGUCCUGGUUUCCCCCAAUGAAGUGAAGUCUGAUAAAAAUCUGAAGAUCAUCUCUAAGGAAAAAAGAAAUCCAAUAUAGUCAAUGAAUAAAGGAUAAAAAGGUUUCCAAUCAGUCCCUGCUAUGUGGAUAUUUGUUAGCAAUGACUGAUGUGGAAACUACAUAUGCAGAUUUCAUUGCUUCAGGAAGAACAGGUAGAAGAAAUGCAAUACAUGAUAUCCUGGUUUCCUCUGCAAGUGGCAACAGCAAUGAAUUAGCCUUGAAAUUAGCAGGUCUUGAUAUCAACAAGACAGAAGGUGAAGAAGAUGCACAGCGAAGUUCAACAGAACAAAGUGGGGAAGCCCAAGGGGAAGCAGCAAAAUCUGAAAGCUAAUGCCCCACUUUGACCUUCAGCAACACCUGACAAUGUCUCACAUGUCCAGAAAUGGCUGGAAUGCAUUUGUUUCCAUGAGUGAAAAGGGGAAAAAGAAAAUGGCUGUGCUGCAUCCCAGGAGCCCGCUCAUUAUGUUAAAAAUGGGGGCAGAGGCUGUGGCUGCAGACAGACUUUUCUCUACCUCUGUCAUUAGCAAUGGUUGAAAUCAUGUGGCUUGUGUUUGGACAUCAUUUUCAGAUGGAUCCUUUCACCUGACCAUAUGAUGAAAUGCUUGUAGAGAGUAGCACUGACCUAGAUGAUGAUUCUUCCUGUAGCAUCUGGCCCCUCACAAUGUCAGAGGAUUUAAUUGUGUCUAAUUGCAAAGGGUUGGUUGAAACCCAGAGUUUAUAUAUCUCUGGCUCAAGUAUUCACCCAGUAAAUGAACCAUCCAGAAAGCACUGUUUUUAGCAUUGUGUAUCCGUGUGUUACUGCUAUGUUAUUGACACUGUUUUGUAUUGUACAAUAUAGAUGCUCAGCACUGCCCCCUUUGAAUGCUUAUGAAAAACAAAAAUUAUGUACAUUACUGUGAAUUUUUAUACCACUCAUUUUUAAAAGGGCUGCAUUUUUAUUUUAAUUUUUCAUAGUGUGUUGGUGUACACAGGAUAGGACACACUUUUUUAACCAUAAUCUUUCUCUUUGAUCACUGUAUACUGAUGAAUUGAUUAAGCCUAAGACUCCUUUGCUUUAUUACACAGUAUUUGAAAAUAUCCAUUAAUGUGAAUUUUACCAAAAAAUCAAUCUGUUGAGUGUCUGCACAGAGCAGAAUUCAAUUUGUGAAUUUUGUUUUAUUUUCAAGAGGAGAAACGUCUCUCAACUAAUAUUUUUAAUUUUUAAUUAGGAGAAUUUUAAAGAUUUGGGAAGAUAGAAAAGAAAACCCUAGAUAAUGCUACGAACUAGAAAUAUUUUGUUCUGUGGAAACAAAUUUCUCAAAUGCUAUAUGUUCCCGUUUAAAGUUGAGAGACAUCUCAUCUUCACCAGGCUAAGACAGAGAACAUGAUCUCCUUGCAAUCAUGUGGACACCAAUCACAAAUGUAAAGCCCUCGUGUUGUGAUUUUCAUGGUUUUUUUUUUUUCAGCCCUAACAGAUCCAAAUGUUAUUAUGCACUUUUUAAUGUUUGUAAACUUUUAUUAAUAAUUAGUGUGAAUUGCAUUCUGAUACAAUAAUAAUUACCAUCCUUAGAAAUUUACAAAAUCUUCAUUGAUACUGUUGGUGGCCUCUGCUGUUUUUUGACAUCAUAAUACUUGUGUGGAAUGUUGCCGUGAGCUGUGGAAUCCCUCUGGUCAGUAUUAUGAAAUCAUUUGUUAGUUGUAAUAAAUAAGGAACCAGUAGUAUGCCAGUGGUUCAUGCAUUACUGGACAAAAAGCCAACAAUAGGAAAUCCCUUAGCUGUCCUUCACGGGUUUGAUACAAUUCCAGAUGAAACUGCAUUUCAGCAGGUGAUCUUAUGGUUCUGCCAGGAAAUCAGCUCUUCUUUAAAUUUACAGACAAGAUGAAGCUAAGUCUUCUCAUAGCUCCCUUUGCAGUACUUUUCUACUACUGGGAUAGGAAUAUGGGUCUCAUUUGACUUUUAAACAGCUGUAUUAGGGAAGAAAAUUAGCAAUGUCUUUCUGAGAACAGAAAGAGGACAGAUUAAAUUUUAGAGGACUUCUAUCCAACCCAUAAAGGGUCAAAAUGUCCAGCUAAUAUCCAAGCAAAUCUACUUACUAAUAGACUCACAGAUGUGAAAAGAUGUUCCUGGGGCCUAGACAAUCUAAAACAUACUGCCUAUAUAAUCACUUUUCAACAUCCUCAUUAACUAUCUCCAUAGCUUUCUUGUGAAUCUAAAGUUUUCAUCUUCCUUAAAGUUGUGGAAUUUUAAACUGAUUUCCUGUGAUUUUGUAAAGUUUAGAAUCAGUGCUGAGUAUAUGUGGAGGGUUUAUAUUCCUAUGUGAUAUACUAUAUUAAUGCAUGUGGUGCCAUGCUUGUCUUUGAAUACAUAAAUAGUGCUAAAUUGUGAA
This is a messenger RNA of Oryctolagus cuniculus (rabbit), 2586 nucleotides long. RefSeq names its product cAMP-dependent protein kinase inhibitor alpha (gene PKIA). NCBI's taxonomy places the organism in Eukaryota, Metazoa, Chordata, Mammalia, Lagomorpha, Leporidae. Gene Ontology annotation, biological process: negative regulation of protein kinase activity. The record is from RefSeq and is a predicted model, not a curated record. Gene Ontology annotation, molecular function: cAMP-dependent protein kinase inhibitor activity.